Sardina pilchardus (European sardine) is the source of this 2892-nucleotide messenger RNA. RefSeq names its product E3 ubiquitin/ISG15 ligase TRIM25. NCBI's taxonomy places the organism in Eukaryota, Metazoa, Chordata, Actinopteri, Clupeiformes, Clupeidae. Bases 63 to 2411 code for a protein of 782 amino acids. Gene Ontology annotation, molecular function: zinc ion binding; protein binding. The transcript is spliced from 7 exons. The record is from RefSeq and is a predicted model, not a curated record.
CGCUCCUCCUCCAGUGUUGUUCAACGGUUUCAGUUUCUUGAGAAUCGGGUGCGCAUCCAAAAAUGGGUGCCACAUUGGACACCCCAGCUAGAGUUCGGGCUUCUGUGUCAUGUUCUGUGUGCCCACUGUGCCAUAAUGAAUGCAAGAAACCGACAACUCUGAGGUGUAGGCACCGCUUCUGCGAGGGAUGUAUCGGCGAGUUAUGGAGCGGGUCACAGUCGGGACCUUAUUACUGCCCCGAAUGCAAACAAGAGUACAGGAAGUUAAAUGAGGCGGUUUGGGAUACGGAAGCAUCAUCGGCUGGCAGACGUUCUUCGGGUUGGAGAGAUAGGCUUUCCUCCCGCGCCUCCAACAGUCUUCUGGGCAAGAGAGGUAACUCCAGUAUCCCUCAGCAGCAAGCAGUCGGCCAGAGGCUAGGGGCAUCUCCUACUACAAACGGAGCAGAGGGCGAUUGCUUUGAGUAUCUUGAUGGUUACUCUCCUCCACGUAAGAAAGCACAUCCCAGCAGUAAUGCAUCUCCACCAAAGAACCAUGGCUCUGCUAGAAGGCCAUCCACAAACAGGGACUCGGCACCUUUGGAAGGGACGUCUGCUGACGUGUGGGGCUCCAAUCAAAACCCAGUCCCAGUCAGUGAUGAAAGUGAGGAGGAGGAGGUCCACGUUAGGAGUGGUGCCUCCCCAGCCGGCCAAACACCAGUGGCAGCAGAAACACUAGAUGGGCCCGCAUUGGAGUCCCCGGAGUCCUCUCCAGUGUCCACCCCGACUGAGAAGAUAUCCCCAAAGUCCACGACACCCGCAAUGGACAUCCCUCCAUCGUCCAGAUCACCCCAUGUUGGCGGGUCACCUCGUGUUAGCGGGUCACCCCGUGUUGGCGGUUCACCCCGUGUUAGUGGGUCACCACGACUUGGUGGGUCACCCCAGGCGACCGGCUCACCGCUCACUGCCGGUCAGCGGCCCUCACCCCGCAACGAGUCUCCGUCGGCCACAUCUGCUGCCCCGGACCCUGAAACGGCCUCUGCCCACAGGCCUGUCCUCUGCCACUACUGCUCCGGCCAGGAGCAAAGACCUGCGGUCAAGACCUGCCUGCAGUGCGGAGCGUCCAUGUGCGCCGACCACCUGCGCAUCCACCUCGAGUCGCCGGUGUUCCAGGGCCACCCGCUGGUGCCGGCCGUGAACGACGUGUCGCCCUGGAGGUGCCAGGAGCACCAGGAGAUGAACCGCAUCUACUGCCGGCCGUGCGCCAUGUGCGUGUGCACCGUGUGCACGGUGAUCGGCUCGCACCGCGACCACGCCUGCAUCAGCAUCAAGGAGGCCGAGAAGGAGCUGAGGGGUAAAAUGAAAGAAGAGAUAAAGAAGUUACAGGAACAUGAAAACGCGGUUAUGUCCAGAAAAGAUGAACUUCUAAAAAAGAAACAGGCAUUCCAGGAGAUUCUAGACGAGGCCCAGGCCAAUGUGCGGAACCAGUACCAGGCCAUGCGGGAGGCCCUGGACCAGGAGGAGCAGCAGGCCCUGCGCUGCGUGUCCCAGGAGGAGGCCAGCAGCCUCGGAGGCGUGGAGGACCAGCUGGACCUCCUGCACGGCAGCCUGACCACCAUCCAGCACAGCGUGGACUCCCUCACCAGGCUGGCCGACGCCUCCGGGGCCCUCCGGGUGCAGGACCAGGCCUUCAUCAUGGAGUACAGCCAGGUGACCAACAGGAUUAGCGGACUCUCCAAUCCCGUGGAGGACUUGGAGGCUCCGCGGGAGGUGGACCAGGGUCGUCUGGAGUGUCUGCGGGGGUGGACGGAGAGCAGGCUGGACACGGUGGUCAUCUCACGUCCCCACAGAGACCCGUUCAGACUGAUGUACGGCAUCUCUCCAGUGCUGGACCCUGACAGCGCACACCCGAAGCUGCUGCUGUCCAUGGAGAACCGGCGGGUGACCUUCAGCGAGACGCCGCAGCCCUACCCCGAGCGGGAGGCGCGCUUCAGCUCGUUCCCGCAGGUCCUGGCCUCGGAGGCGCUGCGCGACGGCCGCUGGUACUGGGAGGUGGACGUGACGUCCGACGAGGGCCGGUGGAAGGUCGGGGUGUGCGAGGGCCAGAUCGGCCGCAAGGGCCAGAAGGACGCCAGCCGCCUGGGCUUCAACGGGCUCUCGUGGUGCCUGCUGAGCGAGGGCAAGGGCAAGGUGGAGGUGCUGCACGACAAGGCCGCGGCCGACGUGUGCACGGACGCUCCCCGCAGAGUGGGCGUGCUGCUGGACUUCCAGGAGGGCUCGCUGUCGUUCUUCAGCGUGGCUGAAGAGGGCGCUCUCACGCUGCUCUACAGCUACCAGCAUGCCUUCUCGCAGCCCCUGUAUCCGGCGCUGGCUGUGUCCAAGACCCAGCUGACCGUCUGCGACCUCUUCCAGAGUGACCAUGGCAGUGAGGAGUAGAGUCCGUGUAAUCACUUUCAAAAAUCACUUCUAUCAUUCCAAAUAUUGCUGCGAACCUCUUCCAGAGUGACGAGGGCAGUCAGGAGUAGAGUCUGUGUAAUCACUUUAAAGCCUACUUUACUCUAACAGACUUUGACAAGACAAGAUUGACAAGAUUGUAGACAAUGACAAGAUUGUAGUCUUUUAACUAAUGCCCCUCAUUCAAGCUUUACUCAAAAGACUACAAUCUUUCAAGAAUCUUUCCCAAAUCUUGUCAAAGUCUGUCAGUGUAAGGUGGGCUUUAAAAUCACUUCUAUCAUUCCAAAUAUUUGUACCAUUUCCUAAAAUGUUUUUAUGGAACCCACUUUUCCAUCUACUGGACAGACAUGCACCAUGGCUAAAGGUGUUUUUUUUAUGUCAUGCUCUUUUUAAAGUAAUAGAGAGUAGUAUCACUCAAUUUCUAUCCAUUUUUAAUUCAGUAAUAAAUCAUGUAUUUACAAAA